This is a messenger RNA of Colletotrichum karsti, 1425 nucleotides long. RefSeq lists its product as uncharacterized. The record is from RefSeq and is a predicted model, not a curated record. The transcript has a single exon. Lineage: Eukaryota; Fungi; Ascomycota; Sordariomycetes; Glomerellales; Glomerellaceae. The coding region runs from base 1 to 1425 and encodes 474 amino acids.
AUGGCGUUUUGGGUGGUAGGAGGGGAGGCCAGGCCACUGUCCCGGGGCGAGGACAACGCCCUCUGCCCCGACCUCUACGUUAUGGGUGGCAAACGACGGGUCAAUCACCUCGAUGAGUACGACUUCUACGGCUACGACGACCACCACGACCAAUUCCCACCAAAGAGGCCGCGGCUGUCAUAUAUCGCACCGGACACGGACCCCGGCUGUUCUUCUCGGGGGUCAAUCCCCGUGCAAAACCUGUCUUUUCUGGUGAUCCGAGAGCAAACAUCGCCAACACCUCCGACGCCCGAAUCCGCUGAACCCGAUGUCAGCCCAUCACCUAUGGAACGGACCGCUUCCGGCUUAUCGAUAUCAUCCGACACCAGCAUUUACAGAUUGGAAGACGACGGGGACAUGAGACUUUUGGACGACAAUGCGGCUGCUCGAAUGGUCGAGGAUCGUUUGCAACUCAAUCGACGUCGGACCAAAGACACCCAACACGAGAGAAUCCUCAGGUCUUUGAUCAAGCCCCGGUCUCGGGAGGCCGAAUUCUCCAUCGACAACGCGGCUUUGGAGAGCAUCUUCUCUGCCGCCAACGAAAUAUUCUUUCACAACUGUCUUUCUCAGCGCGUGACGUGGGACUGGUCUCAUGCAUCCAGCGCCCAGUACAAUGAUCACAUCAUCGGCACCACAGCUCUUCGACGCUCUAAGAUGGGCGGUUAUGAGACGCUCAUUGUUCUGUCGAAUCCAAUCUUGAAGGACAAGAAGUACAAUCGACGGCUUCUCAUUUCGACCUUUUUACACGAGCUUAUUCACAGCUAUCUCUUCAUCAAAUGCGGGAUCAAGGCUCGACACUGCGGCGGACACACAGCGGGGUUCCGAAGGAUUGCUGAACUCAUUGACCUCUGGGCAGGCUCGGACAACCUGCACCUCCGCGAUAUGGAAGCUGAUUUGAACCACUUCCGUGAGGACGACAGUCAGCUUUUGGGGGAUCGUUGUGCUUUUGCAGAUGCGUCAUCUCGGGCCAUUUUCCCCAGCGUCCAAGAGUACCUCAUCCCUCAUCACCACAUACACUACGAUCACCGCCCCUACGACUAUGACCGAUCACAGCUUCACCCCCAGGAUCGAUGGGAUUAUUACAUCAAUGACCACCGGGAGUGCUUCCCUGUCAGCAGGGGUAGCAGUCCCACCUCAACCGUUCCCACGACAAGUACUGAGGGGGAUUUCGAUGGAGUGGAGCCUUUGGAGGAAGGCGAGAUUCGCGAGCUACGUGGUCGUCGCCUCUUCCUUUCCGACGGCUAUGCCUCCAGCAGACAUUCCUCUACUCACAAUGAACGACAUUAUGACUCAAACGACGGGCGAUGGACCCGUACCGAUGAUCGACGGGAGGCUGUCAUCGUGAACUACGGCGGCAGCCCGAGCUCCAUCAUCACCAUACGUUAG